This is a messenger RNA of Mangifera indica (mango), 1863 nucleotides long. RefSeq names its product DNA replication complex GINS protein PSF2. Bases 802 to 1449 code for a protein of 215 amino acids. Gene Ontology annotation, cellular component: nucleus; GINS complex. The transcript has 9 exons. Lineage: Eukaryota; Viridiplantae; Streptophyta; Magnoliopsida; Sapindales; Anacardiaceae. The record is from RefSeq and is a predicted model, not a curated record. Gene Ontology annotation, biological process: DNA replication; double-strand break repair via break-induced replication.
UUCUCUUGCCCUCUUUAUUGAAUGGCAGCUGGAUUCCCAAGCGCCGUUGUUCUUUUGAUUGCUAAAAUACACUUUAGUCUUUCCUUUUGAAUCGCUUUUCUCCUUCGCACCUUACUCUACCCUGGCUACACAGCACAGCCACCUAAAUGCCAUCAUGAAUGGAAGCGUAAGACAUGUCAGUGGGAGUAGAUUGCCUUUCUGGCAUCAAGUCUCGAGUUUUUAAUAGAACAGCCAAUGGCUCAACCUUUCUUUCAACCUUGGAUUGAACUCAAUCUGCCUUGUUAACAAAGGAACUUCUCCCUUUGUUCUCAGUUAAUCUUCCAGCUCUUCCAUUCUUCCUCUCUUUAUAUAUUCACCAAAGUUUCCAUCGACGCCAUUUGGAUUUAGAAUUUCAAUUUGAAGGCUGGAAAUUGAUUAGGAGACUGAACACAAGUGAAGAAAAUAAUAGUUCUUAUAGGAAAUCGAUGGAGAGAUUGAACGGAAGACGCAGACAAUAAAAAGAUUUUUUUUUUUCAGGCUUUUAAACUUUCCAGGAGAAAGUUUAGGUUGGAGUUUCUGUCCAUUUGUGAAAACUUGCAGAAAAUUAUAUAAAGUUGGACAAAUGUUAUUUUGCAAAGUUCAAGGUAAAAAAGUGAUAUUCAGGCAAAAAUAUGUGGGAAAUUUGCCAUUCCAUUUAAAUCCGUCAAUAGUCGCGGGUGGGAAAGUCUUCUGUGUACAGGGGGUAAAAAUGGAAGACUGAAAAAAUCAUUCACUGCUUUUCCCGCCACGAUAUACACAGUAGGGUUUCUACUUUCAGUCAGGAUGGCUGGUCAAUCUGAUUCUCCCAUCUCUCUGUUCUCUCCAGAAGAGGUUGAGUUUAUGGCGGAAGAUGAAUUAAUGGAGAUUGUGCCUAAUUUGAGAAUGGAUUCUCUCAAUUUCAUCUGUGGUGAUUUUGGUCCCUUCUUCCCUCAAAUACCCGUUAAAGUGCCACUGUGGCUAGCCGUGGCUUUGAAGAAGAGAGGAAAAUGCACAAUUCGGCCUCCUCAGUGGAUGUCAGUCGAAAAUUUAACACAAGUUUUGGAGGCUGAACGAGAAGAUCAAGGGACAUUUCAGGCUGUACCAUUCCAUUACAUUGAGAUAUCCAGACUUCUUUUUGACCAUGCACGUGAAGACAUUCCUGACAUAUAUAUGGUGAGGUCCCUCAUUGAAGACAUCAGGGAUGUACGGCUACAUAAAGUUGAAACUAACUUGGAGAAAUUUAGUGCUACAUCUGCAGUGAAGAUUGCUCAUCUGUCUGCAAUGGAAGUGAAUGUAGUUCGUCCAUUUGUUGUGAGAACCCUGCAGGCAUUCUACAAGCAUGAUAAUCCAGUAGUGAUGGAAGAUUUAGACAGUAUAUCUGACAGACAACCACAAGGAAGACAGCCACAAGUACCUAAUAAUGCAAGAAGGCAACCUCUGAAGCGGCGAUAAAUGGUUCCUUAUCUUUUGUAGUCUCCUUCCACCUCAAUUGGGAGAUUAGUUUCAGUUAGCUAGCUCAGAAGGCAUCUCUGCACUUAAAUGGUGCCAAUAGACCUUUCUAAUACCUGUGCCUUAAUCAUGUGGUUGCCAAAUAGCAGUGGUUUUUUCAUUGAACCGUCAUCUAGUAAUGUUAUUGUACUAACACUUGAGUCCAUAAGUUAUUAUCCUAUAUUUUGGUGUUGAGGUUACUCAUCAUCUUAAAAAGAAAGCCGUUGACUACUGACCAAAGUUGCAGCGGAAUGAAGCAUUGCCGAGUUGUUAAGUCAAUGGCCAUAGGUGUUUUUUACUCAAAUUACUUAAUUUGGUUAUGUAUCUCUUUUAUCAACAAAUCCUGGGUUUCUAUGAAGAAUUGAAGAUUGAUGUAAA